Hylaeus volcanicus is the source of this 4753-nucleotide messenger RNA. It is a transcript of the gene Cap-D2, whose product is annotated as condensin complex subunit 1-like. Gene Ontology annotation, cellular component: condensed chromosome, centromeric region; nucleus. NCBI's taxonomy places the organism in Eukaryota, Metazoa, Arthropoda, Insecta, Hymenoptera, Colletidae. Gene Ontology annotation, molecular function: histone binding. Gene Ontology annotation, biological process: meiotic chromosome condensation; mitotic cell cycle; mitotic chromosome condensation. The transcript is spliced from 14 exons. The coding region runs from base 185 to 4369 and encodes 1394 amino acids. The record is from RefSeq and is a predicted model, not a curated record.
GAUUUUGAUAACACUUCUACACUACACAGUCGGAACUCCUUAUACUGUCUUCAUGCCAACUAUGCAACUACACUAUUACGUGCUAUUACGUUGGUAUCAAUGGAUUUGAAAAAUGACCGUUUGAGUUCAAUGUUUUGAUGGAACGAGGUAUCAACCUGAGCCUACAGGAGAGAAUUGAACCAAAAUGAUAAAGGACUUUGUUAUUCCUUUAAAUAAGGAUGAACUGUUGCAAACAGGAGAGAGUGGACGAUUUUUCGUUGAAAAACUCGUUCCUGUACGGAUGCUUUCACACGCCUUCGAUGAAGCAAGAAAAGCACUCCAAGCGAAUGGAAUUAAUUUUAUCUUGGAACACUUUGAUACAUUUUUCUCUAUACUUAUACAUGGAAAUAAAAUUGAGUUAGCAGUCGUUAUGCAAGGUUUUUCUAGAAUUCAUAAAGCUAUCACAGUGUUGGUUCACGAUUUGGAAGGCGUACUCGAAGGAGGAAACGAGCUAGAAGACGACGAAUGCGUACGAUUUUUCAACAUUACUAAAAUGCUAGUAUAUUUAUUUUCUGGACUUAUUUGCCAUAUAGAUGCUGAAAUUGUUAAAAGUUCGAGCAGUAAAUAUGUUGAGAAGUCAAAAAAAAAUACAAAAUCAGAUAUAGAAGAAGAAUGGGAUACUACCAAGGAGAAAGCAUUGGAAUACAGUUAUAGAUUGCUUCAAUUACCAUUGCAAAAGCUCUGGCGUCCUUCCAUUGUCGAGGAUGCGUUUAUUAUGUUGCUCACUAAAAUGUGCUAUAAGAUAUUAGAACAUUGUAAGGAUUCAAAAGAUAAACACGUACGGCAGACAAUUUUCGAGAUUUUAGGAAUUUCGAUUAAAAAAUACAAUCAUGGCAUGGACUGCGUAAUAAGAAUUAUCCAGUUGUUGAAGUUGCACAAUACGUUAGCAACGCAUAUAGCAAACGGUGUUAUUCAUAUGGUUGAUACAUGCGGUUGUAACGGUUUAAUGAAGGAAGUAAUAAAAGAAAUAGAUCAAAGCGAACCAUCCGAAAGCGAGAGUCGUUGUAUAUCAAUAUUUCUUGAAACUAUUGCUAAUACUAAACCAAAUCUUAUAAUUCCUAUUCUCGACGACGUGAUGGAUUAUUUGGGUAGCGAGCAUUAUACAUUGAGAAAUUGCGCGAUUAGCGUUAUAGGAGUAAUCGUGCAAAAAGUGUUAACCGGAGACGAUCUUACGCAAGAACAAAAAGAUCAACGCGAUGAAUGUCUGAAUAGUUUACUGGAACAUAUUUUAGACGUUCAUGCAUACGUUAGAUCUAAAGUCUUACAGGUUUGGCAAACUUUAUGUUGCGUAGGAGCUAUUCCUUUAGCAAGGCAAGGUAAGGUUUUAGCUGCCGCAGCAUUACGUUUAGAUGAUAAAAGUGCCAUCGUACGUAAAUACGCGUUACAAUUACUACGUGUCUUACUUCAAGCCAAUCCUUUCGCUGCUAAGUUAAACAAAGAAGAAAUUUCCAAGUCGUUAGAAAAAGAAGAAAUGAAGUUGAGAAACAUGCAGACGAAAAUGGUUAGCAAAAGUGCUCGCGGUGAUAGUCAAAGAUUAGAACUGUGGAACACUUUGCUUCCGGAAAUAAGAAAAGCAUUAAAAGAAAUUAGUAACGAUACAACGGAAAAAAGUAAAAAACGAGACAAAGGUGAUGAGAGUGAGGAAGAGGAAGAAAAUGACGACGACGAAGAAAACUUUAAUCCUGAUACAGCAUUUGAAAAUGUUAGACAAUUAAUGUUAAAAGGAGAGAUUUUUGUAGCGGUGAAAUAUUUGUGGAAAGCUUGUACGAAAUUGAAGCAAAAUCCAAAUAUGAACAAAUUUUCUUUCGAAGCAAAAGAGGAAUUUUUAUUUUUACUUUUAUUGAAAACGUUUAUGGAAUCGGAGAAUAACGAAAAUAAUGCGCAAGUAAAUGCAAAUACAGCGCAGUCAGCGGACAAAGAUAGAGAAAAACAGGAAGUAGAAUCGCAAAAACGACUUGUAAAUUAUUUGAGAAACUGUUUGGUAUUUGCAAACGAAUUGGAAAUCGCUAUACCGAUGGCAGAGAAAUUGCUUUUUUCUACAACAGCAGGUGAUGCCAUUGAAGCGUGUACUUUACUUGGUACAGCGUACCAGUUUGGUGUAGCUGGGGCUGAAGUCGCUAUACGCGAUGCUUUGUCUCAAGUAUUUCAUCAGGAUCUUUCAGUACGCAAUAACGUAGCUGUAGUAUACAAAGACAUUUACUUGAGUACUAAUGAAAAAGUAUCAGACAGACAAAAAGCCCUGUUACGUGUUAAAGCUUUGAUCGAAUUAUUGAAAGGAUUGAAGCCUGGUCAAAGUCAAGCUUUGAAUAAACUUAUUUUAACGUGGUACGGUAAUAGUGAUCUAGGCAGCGAAGAAUUACAGGUUUUAUGGGGAAAGUUUUCAAUGAAAUCAUCGGAUACAGAUCCAUUAGAUAGUAGAACAGCUUUGAUGCUGAUAACGAUGAUAGGUCAAGCUCAAGAUGGUAUUUUAACUGAAAAUUUGGAUGUAUUAAUAAAAGUGGGCAUGGGGCCACGAGCAAAAACUGAUCUUCUUCUAGCCAGAGAUACAUGCAGAGCGUUGAUGAAGAUAAAAAAUACAGGUGACGACGCUGAAAAAUCACCUAUUAGGUAUCCCAAUGAUCAUGAAAUGUUUAGAGAAAUCGUUACGUUACUAAUAGAAAAUUUUACUAAUACAAAAGAAGACGGAUACGUGUCGUUCGCAACAGACGCUAUUAACGCCAUUUAUCAGUUAGCAAAUCAGCCUGCUCAUUUAAUGGAGCACGUAAUAUUAGAAGUGUGUAACCGAGGAAAAUUCAAUAAUAACGAUAAGACGCUACUCAUUCCAUCUUACUGGGUAUCGAAAUUUCUAUAUUUAGUCGGACACAUUGCAAUUAGAGAAAUGGUACAUCUGGACACGUCAGUCUACUCGGAAUUAAAGCGAAGAGAGACGAUACGAAAAUCAAGAAACACAAAGAAAUCAGAUAGAAAUAAAAGGAAUACUCGUAAAUCCAGUACCGUGAACAAAUCGUUCACUACCCCAAAUAGCGCGAGGCAGAUGAUUCGUAAUAAAGAGGCGAGCAUAGUGGAAGAUAACGGAGAGGAAGCUGUGGAAGGAGCAGCAGACGAUGAGGAAGCAGAAUUGAUAAACAAUGUUCUUGAAAAUCAUAUUGUAACUGGAGACGGACUUCUAACAAAAUUUGUUCCGCUAGUGUUACAUGUAUGUCAAAAUCCCAAUAAGUAUAACGACGAAGAUAUGCAACAAGCUGGUACUCUUGCUCUCAGUAAAAUGAUGACAGUGAGCUCAAUAUUUUGCAAAGAAAACUUGCAGCUUUUAAUUACGAUAUUGGAACGUUCACCGUACCCUAGAAUUCGAGCAAACGUUCUUAUCGGAAUAAUGGAUCUUGCAUCGAAAUUUCCAAAUGAAGUUGAACCAUGGAUGAAACACAUUUACGGCAGACUACGGGAUAAAGAUACCCACGUACGAAGUACCUGUGUUCGUGUUUUAUCGAGUCUUAUAAUGAGAGACAUGGUGCGUAUCAGAGGCCAGAUAUCGGAAUUAGCUCUCUGCAUAGUCGACGAAGACUUUGAAAUUCGUGAAAGUGCAAAACAAUUUUUCGGAGGAUUUUCGCAGAAAAGCAAUGCCUUGUACAAUAUAAUGCCCGACAUAUUGUCUCAAUUAACCGAUCCUAAUUUAGAUAUAAGCGAAUCGGAUUUCCGAGAGGUUCUAAAGCACAUCUUAGGUUUAUUGCAAAAGGAAAAACAAAUCGAGACUAUAAUCGAUCGAAUUUGCGUCAGAUUUCAACUGGCUACUACAGAAAGACAGUGGCGUGAUUUUUCAUACUGUCUGUCACUCUUACAAUUUGGCCCGAAAAGUAUACAACGUCUUAUCGAAUGUUUGCCUCUAUUGAAGGAGAAAAUUUACCAUCAGGAAGUUUUAAAAGCUUUGCAGAAUGUUGUGGAACAGUGCAAAAAAAAACCGAAUACAAAAGUAGCUGGUACAGAACUGGAAGAAAAAAUAGAGGAACUUCUCAAAGGUAGAACGGAGAAUGGUGAUAACGAAAUCAUGCCACCGCCACAAGCACCGGUAAAAAGAAACCGUGUUAAACGUUUAAGGCGCAAAAGUAGUAGCGAUGAAGAGGAUGACGAUGCCAAUAGUGAUCCCGAUGCAGUACCUCCUGUAACGAAACAUCUUAGGGCAACCCCGUCAACUUCAAAAAAGUUACCAAGUCGGAACAAAGACAAUAAUUCGAGUGCUGCUUCAGUAUCGAGAAAUAGAAAGUCCGUUUCAACUCCGUCGGGUACUCCGAAAAGAACUUCGGCACGUUUAUCGCAGUCACGAACUAAACAAUAAAAUUUGCGAUUACAUUAGUAGAAUUAAUGUAUAGUUUUCUACUGUUUAAUAUAUGUCGUAUAGAGAAAGUAAAAAUAAGAGGAAAAGACAUGUAUAUUUUCACACGAUCUCGUAAAACUGAUGAGAAUGUCAAAUGUUUUGUAGAAUUAUUCUUUGUUUUAGUAGGGUGAAGAAAUUUCUUGUAAGUUACAUGCUUCCUUCUGUAAAAGACUUUGGUCUGAGAUAGAUAGGUCCAACUGUACAAAUGAACCAUUUUUUUUUGCAUGUAACGAAUCAAGAAAGUAUUACUUUCAUUUGUUUAUAAAGGUGCAGAGUUGUCUACGCAACUGCAACGGAUUUUGUGUUACAUUAAAUUGUGUCUUUCAUUAAAAUGUUCUUUCUUUA